This is a messenger RNA of Colias croceus (clouded yellow), 1808 nucleotides long. Its product is annotated as facilitated trehalose transporter Tret1-like. Gene Ontology annotation, cellular component: membrane. Gene Ontology annotation, molecular function: transmembrane transporter activity. Gene Ontology annotation, biological process: transmembrane transport. NCBI's taxonomy places the organism in Eukaryota, Metazoa, Arthropoda, Insecta, Lepidoptera, Pieridae. The record is from RefSeq and is a predicted model, not a curated record. The transcript has 5 exons. The coding region runs from base 137 to 1633 and encodes 498 amino acids.
ACAGUGCGGUUUAAACCAUUGACGAAGUGGGUCCGUUUGGCUUUUUAUUGAGUGAAAAAUGUUUUAAAGUUUAUAAAACAACAUUACUCCAAUAGUUUGACAAGAAUGCCAAUUCAGUAGAUUGGUAGCUGCAAACAUGGCUGGUAAACUAUUGGACACCACGGGCCCAGAAAGCGUCGACAUCAAGCAAAAAAUGUCUCCGUUUUUGAGACAGUUCCUAGCAGUUAGCGGUAUAGUGAUGUACAUGAUCGGUACGGGUGCUAACAUCGCAUAUCCUGGAGUACUGCUGGAGCAACUGCGAAAACCAGACUCCGUGCUGCGUCUCACUCCAGAACAUGAGUCCUGGAUUGCAUCAAUCCUGGGCUUAGCGCUGAUAUCCGGGAUCGUCAUGGCGCCUUUUUGUCUUCAGAAAUUAGGCCGUCGUCUCACCAACCAGCUGAGCUGCUUGCCUGCGCUGUGUGGCUGGGCCCUAUUGGUUACUGCUAAAGACCCCGCUGUGAUACUUGUUAGCAGAUCUUUACAGGGUUUCGCAAUGGGACUGCAAGCAGCCGCCGCUCCCGUCUCCAUCGCUGAAUAUUCCGCGCCAAAACACAGAGGAGCUUUUCUAGCAACUAUCGCAUUUUCCUUCGCUACAGGAAUGUUAGUAGCCCACGUCUUUGGUACAUUCCUGUAUUGGAGAACAGCUGCUGUUGGGUGCGGAAGUUUCUACGCCAUAGCUCUAUUAUUGAUCUCUUUAUCACCAGAAACCGCACCAUUCCUGGCAUCUAAAGGCAAAUUUGAAGAAUGCCGAAAAGCAUUCCGUUGGCUCAGAGGUAUCGAUGAAAAUUCCGAAAAGGAAUUAGAAGUCCUACUCGACAGCCAGAAGAAAACCUCAGCACCAUCGAAGAAAUCGAAAAUUAAACUGUUCUUCGAAAUCGUGCGCAAGCCUGAAUUUUAUAAGCCCACUGUGAUAAUGAUGUAUAUGUUUAUAUUGUUCCAAAUAUCUGGUAUGACUGUUGUACCGUCUUAUACAGUACCUAUGAUGGAAGAAGUGACAGCGGGUGCGAUUGAAUCGUGUACUAGCAUGCUGAUGGUGGACAUGGUACGAUUUCUAACGGCCAUUUUAUCAUGUGUCGUUGUGAACAAACUGAACAGAAGAACUGUCCUCUUUUUGGGUGUCUAUAUCAGUGUAAUUGCAUUAUUUACGACAUCCUUGCUUUUAUACUUAAGAGAUUUCGGUUAUAUACCUGAAGAGUACAAAUGGACGCCUGUGAUCCCGACUUUGAUAUACAUUUUUGGAAAGACGUUAGGAAUUUUACCAAUACCUUGGGCAAUCGCUGGCGAAAUCUUUCCCUUAGCUUACAGAUCUCUAGGUAGUGGAAUAUCUGGAAUGUUCCUGUCAAUUAUGUUCUUCGUUGUUGUGAAAACAGCUCCAACAUCAUUCAGACAGAUUGGUGUCAGUGGAACGUUUUGUGUGUACGGGAUAUGUAUUGCUAUUUGCGGCGUUUUCUUAUUUUUCUUAUUGCCAGAAACGAAAGGUAAAACUUUGUAUGAAAUUGAAUGUUAUUUCAAAGGCACGAAAGGUAAUAUUGGUGAAACUGAACCCCACGAAAAGGAUAAAAUGUUGGAACUGGAGAACAUAGAGGGAGGUUGAGAAGGAACACAGGAAUAAAAGGAAACGCUUUUCAGCAUAUAGAGCUGGCCAUGUAGUUAGGAGGAAUUUACGAUUUAAAUGGAUAUGCAUUUAAUGAAUAGUAUUAUUUUGACACAAUAUAUUCUAUUUUUGUGAUAUUUUUUAUACUCAGUAUAAAUAAAACAAUACGAAAUGA